UUUAUGGUAAAUAGGGCACCCUAGUGACAUCUUUCAACAUUGACCGUAUAACCAGUGUUUCUAUUUCUUUUUAAUUGGCACGUUAUAUCCGGCAUACAGAAAUUUUGGCAAACGGACAAUUGUUGCAGCAAGCUGACAACCUGUAACGAGUCAAGAAAUUUACUUGCAUCUUUAUUAUUGAAUAAAUCAUCUAAAACAUGGAAAAAUCAGCAUUAGCCCAAGAAAAGGUAUGGUUUGAUAAGCCAUCCUAUGACAAGGCAGAACGGCUAUAUUUUGAAAGAAUGGCUAAGGUGGUGUCCCAUAAAAUUAUGGAAAGCUGCUCUCUUAAAUCUGAGGUUUCUCUAACAAACAAUUGUCAAGAUAUUCUGAAUAGUAAUUCUUUAUCUAAGACAAAAUCUAAGAAAUCUAAAGAUAAUCAACUGAUAAUUUCUGAUAACAUCUCAAAUGACAUAACAAAUUCCAAGAAAAAGAUGUCAAACACGAAUAAAGAUGAGGAUGAAUACAAUAUGCAGAAAAAAGAAAAUGUAGAAGAAAAGCAGAAGUCUGUAAAAUUUAAGAAUGAUACAAAGGGGGAAGAAACUAGCCCUACAAAUGAUGUAUCUAAGAAAUAUAAUACAAAAGAAGUAAAAGAAGAAAAGAAUAAAGCUGAUACAAGACAUAGAAAUAGGGGAAAGGCAAAGAAAGAUGCUAAGGAAAGCAAAGAAAAUGUUGCAUCAUUAACAAGGAAUAAGCAGCAGUUACCUACUCAGGGAAAUCAGCAAACCACUAGUUCAAUGCUAUCUGCUGGUGGAAGUUUAGCCAAUGAAGUGGCCAAGGCUCGUCAACAUAUUAAACAAUCCUUACAGUGUAUGGACGAUAUUGCAGCUGUGGCUGGUCUAACUGCUCCAAAUGAUAACAAGAAAGACACAGUUGAUGUUAGCCUCGUUCAAUCAUUGAAAAAUAUUAUUGACAAAUUGGAUGAACGUGUGAAAGCUCUUGAAGACAAGGUUUCACUCCUAUAUACCGCUCCUCCAACACUAGCUGUUUGCCCUGCUAAACCUGAACCAGCUACAAAGCAAACGCAGGAAAAAGCCGACGAUGACGAGGAUGUCGAUCUCUUUGGUUCAGAUUCAGAGGGAGAGGAUGCAGAAGCUGCAAAAAUUAGGGAAGAAAGAUUGGCUGCGUAUGCCGCGAAAAAGUCCAAAAAACCAGCUUUGAUCGCUAAGUCGAACAUAAUAUUAGACGUGAAACCGUGGGACGACGAAACAGAUAUGAAAGCUAUGGAAACUGAAGUGCGAAAAAUUGAGUGUGAUGGUUUAUUAUGGGGCGCAGCAAAACUUGUUCCACUAGCUUUUGGAAUUCACAAACUUCAAAUUUCUUGUGUCGUAGAAGACGACAAAGUUUCUGUAGAUUGGCUGACAGAAAAAAUUCAGGAAAUCGAGGAUUUUGUACAAAGCGUAGAUAUUGCAGCUUUUAAUAAAGUAUAAAACAUUAACGAAUUAUACUUCAUAGAAAAUAUUUUACCGUUCUAAUUGCAAUCAGGCAUUGAUCUGUUGUGCCAUCUAUUCAUUCCACUAGCAAUAUCUAUUUCAGCGAAUACAUUACAUACGUAUUAUAUAUUAAAUGUGAUUGUCCAAGAAUCAGAAUCUCUAGCUAUCGUACUCCAAUUUCAAUACUCGAUGGUGUCAAUUUAUUAAACCGUUUCUAAUACUCAAGUAAAUUUUUCAAUUAUUGUCGAAACAUCGAUAUACUAUUUAUACAAAGAAAACACUAUCGUACUAUGAAUGUUGUAAAUGUAAUCAAACGUAUGAAAUUAUAAUGUCAAUGUAAUACCACUUCAUUUAUUUGAAAAGAAAGUCAUGAAAUAGAUGAUAUUGCAAGUAAAAUAA
Osmia lignaria (orchard mason bee) is the source of this 1868-nucleotide messenger RNA. NCBI's taxonomy places the organism in Eukaryota, Metazoa, Arthropoda, Insecta, Hymenoptera, Megachilidae. The record is from RefSeq and is a predicted model, not a curated record.